AUGAACGAUAAUUCCAGCUUGACACCAUUGCCCAAUAACGCCCGACGGUUUUGGCCAGGAAAGACAUCUCACCCCCUCUGUGAAUAUUGCACCAAGCUUGGGUUCGACCAAUUUGCAAUCGACUCUUCUUCCAGUACGCCAAAUGUCACCACCGACCGCUUGCCGCUUGACCUUCUCCGCAUCAUUAAGAACUACAAGAGCGACAAGUGUGGAUUCUGCAGCUUGCUUUUCGACGCAAUUGCAGCGCACGACCCAUUCGAGCACCCGGCCGUCAAGGAUCAUAUGCCCGAGGACCUUGUAGGUCAAACGUUCAGACAGUGGGCUGGCGAGUUGGGCUGGUCGCAAGGCUUGCUGGGCGGCGGUCAUCCGUUUGGAAAGUCUCGCGAUGCUUUAAAGUUCACGGACUCGACCAGCUCCAACGCAAGCCCACAGGUCGAGAGAGACCUAACCGGAGAGCUCAGAAAAGACCUUCAGUUUGCAGGCGAACUUGCAGCGGCCCAAGCAAGCGUCACCCAUGCCAUUAACCAGUCGAUCAAGUCCAACAACGCAGACGUUGCUGGAAUACUUGGAGCAGUGCAGGAGAUGAUUAUCCCAGUCAUGACCUUGAUGAAUCGCGUCAACGAGAAGCUGCCCGCCGGCGUGUCCAUCCAGACAACUGGUCGAGGCCUUUUCACUGUUGGAGUCUGGGGAUUCGGUAACGCGCCCAACAACCCGCCUUUAUCCUGCCUAUGCAGUUUCAACCUUCGCGUCGCGGAAGCACACAGUUCAGGCACUGGGGCCGAAUUCCCUCGCUAUGGCAAUCGACUUGAAGACAAAAUCGACGUCAAAGGACUCUGCCGAGCCUUCCUGGACAACUGCAUCAAUCACCACUGGAGCUGCAAUCGACCAGGCUGGUCAAUUCACCUCAAGAAACCGGAAGGCCCCCAUUUCAGACUGAUUGACGUCUACAAAAGAACGAUCGUGAGUCACGAUGAACUUCUAAAGCGCCAUUCCAACACCCUACCGCAAUAUGCCGCGUUGUCGUACGUCUGGGGGGAGACAGGUGAAACAUGCCGGAAGCUCCUUGAAUCAGAUUUGCCUGAGGACAAUGAGAAUGGUGAUAUCUCUAUCGACUCCAAGGACAAACGACUUGCCGCCACUAUCUCGGAUGCAAUUCGAGUAACUCAGCAACUGAACGAGGGACUCAAUGAGACAGACACGCGCCUCCACAUUCGCUAUCUUUGGGUGGAUAGCCUGUGUAUUAUCCAGGGGCCAGGCCACGGUCAGACCAUGAGUGCUCGCUGUAUGGCAGCUAAGUCGUCGCAGAUUCAACAGAUGGACAAGAUAUAUGGUGAAGCGACUAUAGUAAUUGUCGCCGCCGGUGGAUCCGAGGCUGAUGCGGGAAUACGCGGCGUCACCGAUGACCGAAAACGCAACCCAGAGCAAAUCUCUCGACAGGUUCAGCCAAGGGUUAAUGUGCUGCUCCCAGUCCAGUAUCCGUCAGAUUAUGGGAAGUGGGACUCCCGGGCUUGGACACUUCAAGAGAAGCUUCUGUCGAGAAGGAAGCUUAUUUUUGGCGAGAACUACGCAAGCUUCCACUGCCAGCACCAACAAGUGCUGAGAGAGGACAUGUCCGCGAGUGACGCCAUGAACGGACCACCACCGACUGACUUAUUAUCUCCCCCGACAACUGAUCUCUUUAUCAGUGCCAAGAAGAGAUACAUGCCGGGUCAGGUCCCUGUAAUUUACAGGUCACCACUGUUCACGGAAUAUGCCAAGGUAUUGGCGCAGUAUACCAGUAGGGAAUUGACUAACCCAAAAGAUAUACUCUUGGGUAUGAUGGGUCUCCUGAACGUUUUGGUUGUCUCGAACAGAUCACAAAAGUCAAUUGCCGAUAGGACGCUCAGCGGGCUCCCUGAACAGUUCAUCGACUUGGCCCUUCUAUGGCAGCCACCGACGGCCAAAGGUGUUGAUCUCACGCGCCGUGCUGCAGGUGACCGACUACCUAUUGGCGCGGGUCAAGAUCUCCAGCACGAAUUUCAGUUUCCCAGCUGGUCCUGGGCCGGGUGGGAUACCAUCAGAACUGUCAGCAGCCCCCAAAACCACCCAGGAGUGCGUUUUGAAGAGCCGUUCUCGGUAUCGACGUACAGCGAUCUUUCGCUGAGGAAGGUGGUGAUGACAGGUUCCGAUCGCAAGCAGGAAGAACGAUACAGACCGUUGGUUAUGUGGUACACGACCAAAGCGACGAAUGCGCCUCCUGUCCCGCAGAGGCCACGGAACCCGCUCCGCUCACCAACCGCUCUGGCUCAAGUGCAGAGCCAGUUGCGAUCUCGUUCUCGGAGAUUGAGACCUGUCAACGGUCAUGGCCUAGGCAUUGCAUUCAAUCAGUCAAGUGGGCAAUCAAGUCCCCAGGCUCUAUUCAUCGAAAGAGCUUUACAACUGCGAGGUGGCAAUGUCGGAAUACCUGCCAUUCCGGACGGCGUGUGCCUUAAAGAUCACCAUCUUAUCUGCGAGAGUCAAGUCGCGACUUUCCAACUCAAAGUGCUGCGUGAGCCUCGAGUCGAGGUGUUGUGGCGGAUGGAACAAGACAACAUUGUCCAAGAGCAAAUACAUCAUGAUCGGAACCAAGGGAAUCAUCAAGACAAGACCCGUCAGGACUUUGAGGCUGUCGAGACACACAUCAUCAAGGAACACGAGAUCAGAGAUGAAAAUGGAAUCGUUGUGGGUCAUGUUGUACCCACUAACGGACAGCAGCUGCUGAACGACAUGAAGUUUAACUUUGUCCUCCUAUCAGAAUCUCAAUACUGGGGAAACGAGAAUAGGGUCGAUGUUGAUGAUUACCCUCUUUACAACGUCAUGAUGGUCGAGUGGGAUCACAGUGGGAAGAUAGCUUCCCGGUUAGGUCUGGGAAAAAUACGGAAAGAAGCGUGGGCUAUGGCGAAACCGGCUUUACAGACUGUCAUUCUAGCUUGA
Colletotrichum destructivum is the source of this 2952-nucleotide messenger RNA. Its product is annotated as Putative heterokaryon incompatibility. The record is from RefSeq and is a predicted model, not a curated record. Bases 1 to 2952 code for a protein of 983 amino acids. The transcript has a single exon. NCBI's taxonomy places the organism in Eukaryota, Fungi, Ascomycota, Sordariomycetes, Glomerellales, Glomerellaceae.